AUGGCGGUGAAUAACUCGGCGAUGUUAAUAGUUUAUCUGUUUGCCAUCAUCACUACUACUGUUGUUGUUGCUGAAGAUCCAUACAGAUUUUUCAGCUGGAACAUUACAUACGGUGACAUUUAUCCACUUGGUGUUCGCCAACAGGGUAUACUUAUCAAUGGCCAAUUUCCAGGUCCAGACAUUCAUUCUGUUACCAACGAUAAUCUCAUUAUCAAUGUCUUCAACAACUUAGACGAACCCUUUCUCUUAUCCUGGAAUGGAAUCCAACAGAGAAGGAACUCAUAUGAAGAUGGUGUGUUUGGAACAACAUGUCCCAUUCCUCCCGGAAAUAACUUUACUUACAUACUUCAAGUCAAAGAUCAAAUUGUUCCAUUUGAUGACCCUGCUGGUGAUUACACUCUCCUUAUUGGAGAUUGGUACAAAUCCAAUCACACUGACUUGAAAGCUCAACUUGAUAAUGGUAACAAGUUGCCUUUCCCUGAUGGCAUCCUCAUCAAUGGUCGCGGCUCUGGAGGUUCAUCUUUCAAUGUCGAGCAAGGAAAGACUUACAGGCUUAGAAUAUCAAAUGUGGGCUUGCAAAAUUCUCUCAAUUUUCGCAUUCAAAACCACAAUUUAAAACUUGUAGAAGUCGAAGGAACACACACCCUUCAAACCACAUACUCAUCCCUUGAUGUUCAUGUUGGUCAAUCAUACUCGGUUCUAGUUACCGCAGAUCAACCAGGCGCAGUUUCAGGCCCACCUCCUGGCGGACCUACUAUCCAGAUUGACUGGUCCUUGAACCAGGCCCGCUCCAUCCGGACAAACUUGACAGCAAGUGGACCAAGACCAAAUCCUCAAGGAUCAUACCAUUAUGGCAUGAUAAACACAACCAGGACAAUCGUACUUUCGAGUUCGGCUGGACAAGUUAAUGGAAAGCAAAGAUACGCGAUUAACAGUGUGUCUUAUAUUGCCCCCGACACUCCUCUUAAGCUAGCUGACUUCUUCAAGAUAUCAGGUGUUUACCGUCCAGGAAGCAUCUCUGAUGGACCAACCGGCGGCGGUAUAUACACAGACACUUCUGUUAUGCAAACUGACUACAGAGCAUAUGUAGAGAUAGUUUUCCAAAAUAAUGAAGACAUUCUUCAGAGCUAUCAUCUUGAUGGCUACUCUUUCUUUGUGGUUGGCAUGGAUGGAGGACAAUGGACAAGUGAUAGCAGGAAAGAGUACAAUCUUCGAGAUGCAGUUUCGCGUUGCACAACUCAGGUAUAUCCAAAAUCAUGGACUGCUAUACAAAUUCCGCUUGACAACGUGGGAAUGUGGAACUUGAGGUCUGAAUUUUGGGCAAGGCAAUACCUUGGGCAACAGUUUUAUUUGCGUGUAUACACAGACUCAACAUCACUGAGAGAUGAAUAUCCUAUUCCUAAGAAUGCAUUACUUUGUGGUAGGGCUACCGGAAGACAUACUCGUCCUCUUUGA
This is a messenger RNA of Vicia faba (fava bean), 1455 nucleotides long. The record is from the annotation of a GenBank genome assembly. NCBI's taxonomy places the organism in Eukaryota, Viridiplantae, Streptophyta, Magnoliopsida, Fabales, Fabaceae.